Messenger RNA from Carcharodon carcharias (great white shark), 2744 nucleotides. RefSeq names its product hippocalcin-like protein 1. Gene Ontology annotation, molecular function: calcium ion binding. The transcript has 5 exons. The record is from RefSeq and is a predicted model, not a curated record. Bases 622 to 1203 code for a protein of 193 amino acids. Lineage: Eukaryota; Metazoa; Chordata; Chondrichthyes; Lamniformes; Lamnidae.
CAGUAUACUGCAGUUUGAAAAUGCUGUGUUACUUCCUCUUCCUCCUCGCUUUAUUCCUUGUCAGGUCUCCGCUCCUUGAUGUCAUUCGGUUUCCUGGGGGUUUCGGGGCUGUGAGUGUGAGUGUGUCUGUGAGUGAGUGUGUGUGAGUGUGAGUGUGUCUGUGAGUGAGUGUGUGUGAGUGUGAGUGUGUCUGUGAGUGAGUGUGUGAGAGAGUGAGUGAGUGUGUGAGUGAGGUGCCGCGAAACUGGCAGCAGACUGAGCUGGUAAACCCAGCCUGGCACCGGGAGCGACUCCGGGACCCCGGGACCCGCUUCUGGCAGCGAUCAGUGAAUCUCGGUGUCUGUGUCUGCCGGGGGAUCCGGAACCCAGCGCUCGGUGAGUCCGUCAUUAGCGUCUAAAUUCCGGCCCCGAGACAAAAGGAAACGGGAAGCGAAAGCAGAAACAGAAAAAUACAUCAGCCUGUGGGGAAGGUGAACAGUUCCGGGAAUCACUGAAGCAGCUGCUCAUAACCUGCAAAGUCAACAGUAACAUCUUCAACGAAUAUAACUCAGGCAGAGAGAGAGUGGGAACGUGAAGGUGGAAAACUGAACCAGGCAAGAGGUGCGUUGUUGGGUACUGAGGAUGGGGAAGCAGAACAGCAAGCUGCGUCCCGAAGUGCUGCAGGAUUUACGGGAAAACACAGAGUUCACAGAGAAUGAGAUCCAGGAAUGGUAUAAGGGAUUUGUGAAGGACUGCCCCAGCGGGUACCUGACAAUGGACGAGUUCAAAAAGCUCUAUGGCAACUUCUUUCCCUAUGGUGACGCCUCCAAGUUCGCAGAGCACGUCUUUCGCACCUUCGACACCAACGGAGACGGCACGAUAGACUUCCGCGAGUUCAUCAUCGCGCUGAGUGUGACCUCCAGAGGGGGCUUGGAGCAGAAGCUGAAGUGGGCGUUUAAUAUGUAUGAUGUUGAUGGAAAUGGUUAUAUCAGCAAAUCUGAGAUGCUGGAGAUUGUCCAGGCCAUCUAUAAGAUGGUUUCAUCGGUGAUGAAGUUGUCUGAGGAUGAAGCUACCCCAGAGAAAAGAACAGAAAAAAUCUUCCGACAGAUGGACACCAAUGCAGAUGGCCGACUUUCUCUAGAAGAGUUCAUCAACGGAGCAAAAAAGGACCCAUCCAUUGUCCGCCUCUUGCAAUGUGACCCCAGCACCGCGGGGCAGUUCUGAGACGCUGCCCAGGACACAGAUUCGGGUUACCCCAUGCCAUUUCCGUCACUGGCAACCCAAAAGUGGACCGGCAAAAACACAGGUGGAAAGUAAAUCUGUGCUCGGGCAAACAGAACACUGGUGUCUGCCAAAACUGAGCAUCCUUCCAAGUGUUGAAGAAACUGCAUGAAGAAACAGAUUUCUGACUUAUAGUACAGUAAAUGAGUUCUAAAUGUGUAAAUGUGCCAAUAUAAGGGGAGCUGAACUGGUCAUCCAACAGUUAAUGCCAUCACAUUUUAAUUUGUGCCAAGCACUGUUGUGGGUAUAGUGUAACUAGACAACAGAACAAAAGAGAGUAUGUUUUAUUAGAUUUGUCUCUCCCAUUGUUUGCUUUUUACAGGUGAAAUGUGUCUUUUUUUAUUUUAACCGCGCUGAGUUACAGCUCAUACUUAAUGAAACCAGGGAGAAUGAGGACCAAACUCUGGUGGAUUAAUGUUUACAUUUGUGCUUCAUGGGCAUGAAAACGCCGUUAGGUUCAUACAUGCUUCUCCCCAUCUUCGGCCCAUUCCAUAUCCGUGCAUCAACUUUCCCUCAUCCUACCCCAUACCUCCAGGAAUCACCCAAUAAAUGUAUCGCCCGUUGCAUAGAGCCCUGUGAAACAUUUCAGCUCACCCCUCUUUGGGGCGCACAGAACCCCAAACCUGUAAAUAUCCCCUAAAAUGAUUCACUCCCACCUUUCCAAAUGAUGUGUUUUCAUUUGUCACCUUUCUGAUGGACUGUGAAAAAAUAAAAAUCUGUGUUUGCUCUGGAGUGCUCCUCUACAGGUGUACUUUCACUGGGGUAAGUAAAAGUUCAAGAGCUCCAGCCUAACCUCCUACACAGUAACAUGGGUGACUCUGGAGCUAUUGUUCUCCAUCACCUCAAAAACACCAUCUACUGUAAUGUCCCAAUCUGUAACAAUCUUAAAUACUGGCUCAGGUCCACUCAACAUCUCUCCUGUGCGUACAAAUUCAUAUCAUACAAAGGAUAUCUUCACAGUUCACUGCUAUCAAUUUCUCUGCACUUUCUCCAAGUAACAUCUAUCUCCAGUUUGCCCAAGAUAUGUUGAAUGAUGAGUUAUCUUCCAUGGCCUAAUUAUUGUGGUUCCUAGUUUUGUAAUGAGUGGACAUGGCAAAACAGCCCAGGACCCUGUCUGCCUUGACUUUGGCAUCUUGAAAAUAAUGCUACUUACUAUCAUCUUGCCCACCUCAAAGGGUAAAUUCAUUGGUAUCUGGUUCCCUGAUCUUGAACCAAGGGACUGCAUGUGUGUUCCUACAGGUAUCUCACGCUACCCCACUUCUCAGUAAGCUUUUCCAAAUAUCUUCCACAGCAUCAUGCAAAAUAUCUACAUUUUUUUCAACAUUAUUUCUGUCCUCAUGUCUUUAUUUUUCUAUACUUUGACCUACCAAGUUGCCCUCUUGGAGAAAAGCUGAGAUUUUCCCUGGGUCCUAGUCCAAUCUACUGGACAAGGGGCAGAUCCAACAUUCUCACAGUUGAUCACAAAUAAAGUAUCUUUGCCUCUA